AACUGCCCCAUCCAGAUAAGUCUGCUCAGUGUCCAGCCUGCACCAUGGGGUAUAGAACUCUCUGCCUGGCUCUGCUGUUGGCAGUGGCCGGAUCCUAUGCCCAACAAUGCACUCUGAUAACAGCAAGCUUGCUACGUGUAGAUAGUGAAGAGACCAUUGUGGUCGAUUCCCAAGAACACAACUCUCCAUUCGAUGCUGACAUCUACAUCAAGGACUUUCCUCAGAAGAAACUCAAUCUUGCAACAGCCAAAGUCUCAUUGAAUAAUAACAAUGGCUUUCUUGGAACUGCCACAGUGAAGAUUCCCUCUGACCAACUCCCCAAAGACACAAGAAAUAAUCAGUUUGUGUAUGUCGUUGUGAGUUCUGGUUCCUGUACACUAGAGAAAGUUGUGAUGUUGCAGUACAGCAGUGGCUAUAUCUUCAUUCAGACAGAUAAGACUAUCUACACCCCAGGAACUAAAGUUAGGUACCGGGUUUUCUCCAUGAACUAUAAGAUGGCUCCAGUCUCAAAACCAAUGAUCAUCGAAUUUGUGAACCCAGAUGGCAUAAUUGUUUUAAGGAAUUCCAUCCACCCUGCCGGUAAUUCGGGGAUCUUGUCUGAGACACAUAAUCUGCCUGAACUUGUAAGCCUCGGGGUAUGGACUAUCUCAGCAAAGUAUGCAGACACCCCUCAGCAGAAUUACACCAGCAAUUUUGAGGUGAAAGAAUACAUACUGCCCAUAAUAGAAAUAAUUCUGAAACCAGAAAAUAGUUUCUUUUAUACUGAUACUGAGACAUUUACAGUGAAUAUUGAGGCACAGUAUCUGUUUGGGAAGCCGGUGGAAGGACACGCGUUUGUGCUCUUUGGGCUACAGAAGGAUGGCAUAAAGACAGGAAUUACAGAGUCUCUAGCGAGAGUACAGAUUUAUGAAGGUGAAGGUCGGGCUGAGCUGAAAGGGGACCACCUCCGGAAUUAUUUUAAUACGACUGAGGACAUGUUGCAAUACAGGUUAUACAUGACGGUCUCUUUGAUCACUGCAACAGGCACGGACAUGGCAGAGGCUCUGUUAGAGGAGAUCUACAUUGUGACAUCACCUUACAAAGUCUUCUUCACCAAAACCUCCCAAUAUUUCAAGCCUGGAUUGCCUUUUGAUGUGGUGGCAUUUGUAACCAAUCCUGAUGGGUCACCAGCUAAAGGCAUCCCUGUUGUGGCUAAUCUAGAAUAUACUCAACAAGAUGGGAAAAAGAAAAUUUCAGAGGAAAGUUCUGGGGACAGUAAAGCAGAUGGAACCACUAGGCUGACAUUGAACACACCUCCAGGAAUAAAUGAUCUGCUCAUAACUUUGAAAACAGACCAGAAAGGAUUGCUACCCCAGCACCAAGUGACUGCAACCAUGACUCCUACAGCCUACAGUUCAAGGACUGGAAAUUACCUGCACAUCAGCAUCACUGGUUCAGAAAUAGCACUUGGAAAAACUCUCACAAUGAAUUUGUUUUUCAGUGACUCGGAAACUCACAUUCAGAAUCAAAUCCAACAUGUCAGAUUUUUGAUAAUGAGCCGGGGGAGGAUCAUGAAGGUGGGAAGACAGGAACGGUUACCUAAUCAGCAAAUGGUUUCCAUGACUCUGAGGGUCACUGAAGACUACCUACCAUCUUUCCGUAUUGUGGCAUAUUACAUGGUGACAAAGAAUGGAAAACAUGAUAUUGUAUCUGACUCUGCCUGGGUAGAUGUGUUAGAUACCUGCAUGGGUACGUUGGAGGUAACAGGAUUAAGGGAUAAAGACAACGCAAUCCAAAAACUGCCUGCAACUGUGCAGCUGAAACUCAGAGCCGACCACAAAGCCAACGUGGGGCUCGUGGUGGUGGACAAAGGUGUCUUCGUGCUGAACAAGAAGUUUAAACUCACUCAGAGUAAGAUAUGGGAUUCAGUGGAAAAGUCAGACAUUGGAUGUACCCCCGGAAGCGGUGCUGACAGCCCUGGGGUCUUUUAUGAUGCUGGUCUUUCUCUACACACCUCUUUUGGUAUUACGUCCAAUCAAAGGAUAGAGCCUCAUUGUAAAAUUCCCGGGCAGCGCAAACGUCGUUCAACUGCUGCGCUCAUUGAGAUUAAAACCGGCAAAGCCUCAAACUACAAGGAAAAGGCAAAGAAGUGCUGCCUGGAUGGAAUGCAGGAGAACCUGAUGGGCCACACCUGUGACCGACGUGCCCGCUACAUCUUGGAUGGCAUGGAAUGUGUGGAUGCUUUCCUGGACUGCUGCAAAUACUACGAGAAGAAGAAAGAAGAGGAGAGGAAAAGUAAAGAUGAGGAUACUCUGGCAAGAAGUGAAGAGGAGUCUGAUUACAUUCUUGAAUCUGAAAUUGACGUCAGGUCGGAAUUUCCAGAGAGCUGGCGAUGGGAUGUUUUCCAAAUGAGAGAAGAACCAGAUAAACAGAACAUUUCGACCAAGAUCAUAAAGUUGAGCCUGAAAGACUCUAUCACAACCUGGGAGAUUCUGACUGUUAGUUUGUCUGAAAACAAAGGUCUGUGUGUGGCUCCUCCCCACGAGAUUAAGGCAAUGAAGGAAUUCUUUAUCGAUCUAAAACUGCCUUAUUCUGUUGUGAGGAACGAGCAGGUGGAGAUUCGAGCCGUUAUCUACAACUAUAACAGCAACAGGGUGAAGGUGCGGGUGGAGUUCAGCUACAAUCCAGAGUUCUGCAGUCUGUCCAAAGCCAAGAAGAAGUUCCAGCAGGAGGUUUGGGUUGGUGCUGAAUCCUCUACUGCUGUUCCCUUUGUCAUUGUGCCACUCACCAUUGGACAUCAUGAUGUAGAAGUAAAGGCAGCAGUCUAUAGGCAUUUCUUUUCAGAUGGUGUCCGUAAAACGCUUAAAGUUGUGCCUGAAGGAGUGCUUCUUUCAAAAACAUUGACUUCUGUGAUUUUAGAACCAGAGGUAGUAGGAAAAGAUGGGGUCCAAGAAGUGAAAAUUGGAGCACUGACUGCACUGAAUAUUGUUCCCAAGUCGGACAUUGACAUUAAAGUCAUUUUACAAGGGUCUCCAAUCAGUCAGCUGGUGGAGAAUGCCAUUGAUGGCAACAAUCUGCAUCAUUUGAUUCAAUUGCCACACGGGUGUGGAGAGCAGAACAUGAUGAGAAUGACUACUAACGUCAUCACUACUCGCUAUCUUGAUGCCACCGGACAGUGGCAUCGAGUUGGAUUGGACCACCGAGACACAGCCAUCAAAAACAUUAAAGACGGUUUUCAGAAGGAGCUGGCUUAUCGGAAACCCGGUGGCUCCUUUGCAGUAUUCCCAGACAGACCACCCAGCACGUGGCUCACAGCUUAUGUUGCUAAAGUAUUUGCCAUGGCCCAGGAAUAUGCAGAUAUCAGUGAACAUGAUCUAUGUGAUACAAUCAAGUGGCUGGAGAAAAAUAUGAAAAAUGGAAUGUUCAUAGAGAAGGAACGUGUUCUUCAUCAGGAGAUGGUGGGGGGGAAUAAGGCUGGAGCAGAAGAAAUAAAUGAAGCCCUCACAGCCUUUGUGCUCAUCGCUUUGCUAGAGAGUCGGGAGACUUGUACUGAACAACUCACCAGCCUGAAAGAAUCUAUUAACAAUGCCAACAACUUCCUGACAAGUAAAUAUUCUAAACUGCGCAAACCCUAUUCAAUUGCAAUCACAUCCUAUGCACUUGCACUGGCCGGGAAGCUCCAGGACACACAGAUACUACUGAAGGCAUCAACAGAUAACAGUCAUUGGGAUGAGCCAGAUUCUUUUUUUAUCACCCUGGAGGCCACAUCGUACGCUCUUCUGACCCUCCUUAAAAUGAAGGAGCAUGAUCCAACCAGGGCCAUAGUGCGUUGGCUAAAUGAGAAGAGAUAUUAUGGAGCGGUUUUUGAUUCCACACAAGCUACCAUUAUAAUGUUCCAAGCUCUAGCUCAGUAUCAAAUAGAUGUGCCUGGAGUCAAUGACUUGGAGCUGGACGUAUCCCUCUACCUCCCUGAGAAACAAAACCCUAUAAAUGUCCGGAUCGAUCUUGAAAAUGCUUUACUGGCACGUUCUGCCGAGACCAAGAUAAAUAAAGACUUUGUGGUCAAGGCUGCUGGCAAGGGACAGGCUCUUCUGACAGUGGUGUCUGUGUAUCACAGCCUUGAAACGGAGAAGCAAAUGAAAUGUAAUAACUUUGAUCUCUCUGUGAAAGUGAAGGAAGAGAAAGAUGUUCCGCUCCCUGAUGGUGUUUUUGCUGUGGUGUCUAUGGAAGUCUGUGCGAGAUAUCUCAAAGAUUCUGAUGCCACCAUGUCCAUAAUUGAUAUUUCAAUGAUGACCGGCUUCUCUCCUGAUACUGAAUCCCUUAAGAAGCUAAUGAAAGGAGUGGACAAAUACAUCUCCAAGUAUGAAAUCAACAAAGAAGCAAAGGAAAGGGGAACCCUUAUUCUAUAUUUAGAUAAGAUUUCUCAUGCUGAGCCAGAGUGUGUGAAGUUUUAUGCUCACCAGUAUUUUGAGGUGGGUCUCGUUCAACCUGCUUCUGUGACAGUGUAUGACUAUUAUACUCCAGAGAACCGCUGCACAAAAUUUUACCACAUUGAUGAGAACAGUGCUCUGUUUGGCAAGAUUUGUCAGGGAGAAGUGUGUCGCUGUGCAGAGGAGAACUGUUUCCUGCAGCAGCAAAUAGAGGAUGAAGUCACAGCCAAAAAGAGAAUGGAAAUGGCAUGUGCGCCGGGUGUGGAUUACGUCUACAAGGCUAACGUCAAGGAGAUACAGUACAAUGACAACUACGACAACUAUGUGCUGACAAUUGUGACAGUGGUUAAGGAAGGUACAGAUGAAGUUGGUGAGGGUAAGGAACGUAAUUUCAUCAGCCACAUCAAAUGUCGAAAAGCUUUAGACCUUAAGGUUGGCAAAGAUUACUUAAUCUGGGGUAUAACCGAUGACCUUUGGAGACAACCAGAUGGGUAUUCCUAUAUCAUUGGUAAAGAUACAUGGAUUGAGUGGUGGCCCAGUGGGAGGGACUGUCAGCAAGAUGAGAACCAAGAUAUGUGUGAUACAUUUGAUGACCUGUCUGAAAUCAUGGUGCUUAUUGGCUGCUCCCACUGAAAGGAACUGAUUUGGACCCUUUUACAGAAUUUUUCUAUGAAUCAGAUGUUUCAUUUUGUAAAUUCUCUGUCCAUCUUACAUAUUCACUACUAAUAAAGACUUUAUCUUUUU
This is a messenger RNA of Xenopus laevis (African clawed frog), 5153 nucleotides long. Its product is annotated as A.superbus venom factor 1. The coding region runs from base 45 to 5042 and encodes 1665 amino acids. NCBI's taxonomy places the organism in Eukaryota, Metazoa, Chordata, Amphibia, Anura, Pipidae. The record is from RefSeq and is a predicted model, not a curated record. The transcript has 42 exons.